GUCUCUCUGUCUCAUUUGCUCGUUUACCACCUGCGUCCCCUUUUUAUUUCACAAUCUGUCUCUCUCGCUCUUUCGCUCUCUCUUCCUAUCUUUCUCCAAUCAGAGGUCCUUCCUUUCAUUUGCUGAUCUUCAGUACUACGUACUUUCACUUGCUAAUUGGGUAUGUUGUGAAGUCGUCCAUGGUAUUUUCAUCGGAAAAUAAAUAUGUUCCUUUUCCGACUUCUUCUUGCUUCAACCGUCAUGACCGUCUGCUUUACAACGUUCGCUUCCGGAGCCCUUGAACUGCCGGAUGAUGAAGUGCAAGCUUUGGGUGUCAUAUUCAAUACGUUGGGGAAGAAGGUCUGGAACUUCUCUAAUCCAUGUAAUGGUACUGUACCACCAUCGGCCAUAAAAGAGGAUACUGCUGCUGUUAACUGCAGCAACUGCGUCGUGAAUGGCAUUAACGAGUCAUACCGCGUUGUGGGCAUAAUUCUCAAGGGACAGAAUCUACCAGGCACUCUUCCUCCAGAUUUGGGGAAGUUACCUUGCCUGCAAGUACUUGACCUUUCUCGCAACUAUCUUAACGGUUCAAUCCCUUCAGCAUGGGGCUCCGUGAAGCAGCUCGUCGAUAUUUCCCUCUUUGGAAACCGAGUAACGGGUUCUAUCCCCAGAGCUUUUGCAAACAUCAAAACUCUCAGACACUUGACGGUCGCGUUCAAUCAACUUUCUGGAAAUCUUCCUCCAGAGCUUGGGAAUAUGUCCUCCAUAGAAACACUUAAACUCAGCUCGAAUAGUUUUACUGGGGAGCUACCUCCUUCAUUUGCAAACUUGACCUCAUUGACAGAUUUUCGAAUCAGCGACAAUCAAUUUUCUGGACAGAUUCCCAAUUAUAUUCAAAACUGGAAAAAUCUUACUACACUAUACAUUCUGGCAAGUGGUUUGAGGGGACCAAUUCCUAGCCUUGAUCUUUUGAGAAACUUAACUGACUUAAGAAUCAGUGACUUGAAUGGAUCUGACGUAACUUUUCCACUGAGAAACAUUAGCGUACCACAAUGGCAAACACUGAUAUUGAGAAAUUGUAAUCUUACUGGACCGCUACCCGAUCAAAUAUUCUUACCUCCCGGCGGGAGAACGGAAUUUACAAUCUUAGAUCUCAGCUUCAACAGUCUACGUGGAGAAAUCCCAAGCAGCUUUAAAGGUCUAAAUACUGUAGACAACAUAUACUUAACCGGCAACUUGUUUACUGGACCAAUACCUGAUUGGAUACUGAAUUCAACAAAAAAGAUCGAUCUUUCAUUCAACAAUUUUACAAAUGAAAAAUCGAACAUAUCAUCAUCAAGUUGUCAAAAUGAUGGGGAUCGCCACAUCAACUUGUUCAAGAGCUCUUCGAUGGGCAAUGAAACCAUUCUUUCGUGUACGAGGACUAGCUUACCGCGUUGUUCACAAAGUAAGUUGAAAUGUCAUAUACUUCCUCUAAAUUCUCGUGGCCUGUUACAAUUGGGGUCCACGCGGCUUCAUAUAAAUUGUGGUGGUAAAGAAUUAGUAGAUGUUAAUGAAGGUACUGUAUAUGAUGCUGAUACAGAUCAAGGGGGACCUUCAAAUUUCUUCCUUACAAAAGAUUGGUCGUUUAGCAGCACUGGUCACUUCAUGAGCCCUAUUAAAAAAGCUUACAUUUUGCCAAAUUCGACCGAACUAAUCUCUACGGACACGACCGAUCCAAGACUGUACAUGACAGCACGCUUUUCUCCUCUCUCUCUUACUUAUUAUGCCUUUUGUUUGGUAAGUGGGAAUUACAGAGUAAGGCUCCAUUUUGCGGAGACAGUAUUCACUGAUGAUGAAACGUACAGAAGCUUAGGAAGACGUAUAUUUGAUGUUUACAUUCAGGGAGAGCGAGUGCUGAAGGAUUUCGAUAUUGUAAAAGCGGCAGGUGGGGUUCGUAAGCCAUAUACACAAAGUUUUAAUGCUAAAGUGACUAAUAGUACCCUGGAGAUCCGUUUCUACUGGGCUGGGAAGGGGACAACUGAUAUCCCGUCCCCAGGAGAUUAUGGUCCUCUUAUUUCUGCCAUUUCUGUGGAUACCGACGCUUCAGGCCGUAUAUCUGUAGGAGCAGUGGUUGGAAUUCUCGUUGCCGGAGCUUUUGUUAUAAUAUUAUUUGUUGUGGCUAUCCUCUGGUGGAAAGGCUGUCUAGGACAGAGAUCAAGUGCUACAGAUCAUGAUUUAAGAGACCUAGACCUGAAAACUGGAACAUUCACCUUAAGGCAAAUCAAAACAGCCACAAACAACUUUGAUGAGGCGAAUAAAAUUGGGGAAGGUGGUUUUGGUUCUGUUUAUAAGGGCCUUCUGUCUGAUGGCACCAUGAUGGCAGUCAAACAACUUUCUUCCAAAUCAAAGCAAGGAAAUCGUGAGUUUUUGAAUGAGAUCGGCAUGAUUUCUGCUUUGCAGCACCCUCAUCUUGUAAAGCUCUAUGGAUGCUGUGUUGAAGGAAAUCAAUUGUUGCUGGUAUACGAAUACAUGGAAAAUAAUAGCCUUGCUCGUGCUUUGUUUGGGCCAGAAGAAUAUCAGUUGCAAUUGGAUUGGCCAACAAGACAUAGGAUUUGUGUUGGUAUAGCAAGAGGUUUGGCAUAUCUCCAUGAAGAAUCAAGGUUGAAGAUUGUCCAUAGAGACAUCAAGUCUACUAAUGUCUUGCUUGAUAAAAAUCUGAACCCUAAGAUAUCUGACUUUGGUAUGGCCAAGCUUGAUGAAGAGGAUAAUACCCACAUUAGCACCCGAAUUGCUGGAACUUAUGGUUAUAUGGCACCUGAGUAUGCGUUGCAUGGUUAUUUAACUGACAAAGUAGAUGUUUACAGUUUUGGAAUUGUUGCCUUGGAAAUUGUCAGUGGGAAGACCAACACGAGUCACCGGCCUAAGGGGGAAUCUCUCCUUCUUCUUGAUUGGGCACUUGUUUUGAAAGAGAAGGGAAAUUUGUUGGAUUUGGCUGAUCCAAGAUUAGGCUCAAACUACAACAACGAAGAGGUUAUGCGCAUGAUUAAUGUGGCUCUCCUAUGCGCUAAUGUUUCUGCAUCAGUUAGGCCUACCAUGUCCUCAGUGGUGAGCAUGCUUGAGGGCGGUGCUGUUAUUCCUGAGUUGGGUCCAAAUUUAAGUACCGUAGAUGAUGAAAUGAAAGUGAAGGCACUGUGGGAUCAUUUUCAAGAUAAGAAAGAAUCGAGUAGGGGAAAUAGCCAGACCCAAAGUGUAUUAACGGAUGACCAAUUCACUGGUACCUCAUCCACAUCCGGCGCCGUUGAUCAAUAUCCAAUCAAUAUGGAUUCUAGUUAUUUGGAGAAAAGAGUUUAGAUAAAUGAUCAAUACUACUCUUCAUUCUUAGGGUGUCAGUCUUUAAUCGCACUAAUUGUUGCGACAUAUUUUAAGUACUUGUUGCAUAUAUAGGUAAAUUAAGUACUUAAAUAAAAAAAAUCCCAUAAAGUAUGUGAUACUGAUUUGGGAUUAUAUUUGAACUGGGACAUAAUCUUUAUCAUGUUUUACAAUUUACAUUUCCUGAUUUUCAUGUUUAA
Juglans regia (Persian walnut) is the source of this 3530-nucleotide messenger RNA. RefSeq names its product probable leucine-rich repeat receptor-like serine/threonine-protein kinase At3g14840. Lineage: Eukaryota; Viridiplantae; Streptophyta; Magnoliopsida; Fagales; Juglandaceae. The record is from RefSeq and is a predicted model, not a curated record. Gene Ontology annotation, molecular function: protein kinase activity; ATP binding; protein binding. Bases 205 to 3312 code for a protein of 1035 amino acids. The transcript is spliced from 24 exons. Gene Ontology annotation, biological process: protein phosphorylation.